GACCACGUCUCGACGCUUUUACCCGUUUUCGAAAAAUUCAUGGAUAAGUCCUCAAAGUCCGCCCACUUAGACGCAGUUAAGCAUGCCGUAGUGAUCCUAAUGGGUUCCUUGGCCAAGCACUUGGAGAAGGACGAUCCGAGGAUCAAGCCGAUUGUAAAGAGACUGAUUGCGGCACUUUCCACCCCGUCGCAAUCGGUUCAAGAGGCGGUCGCAAAUUGUUUACCGCCCUUGGUGCCCUCGGUGAAGGAUGACGCUCCCGGUUUGGUUGGUAAACUUCUCUAUCAACUUUUGAAGAGCGACAAGUAUGGAGAUCGGAAGGGUGCCGCUUACGGUCUUGCAGGUUUAGUUAAAGGUAUGGGUAUUCUGGCGCUCAAGCAGUUGGAUAUCAUGACGAAGCUGACCGAAGCGAUACAAGAUAAGAAGAAUUAUAAACAUCGGGAAGGGGCGGUAUUCGCAUUUGAAAUGCUUUGCCAAAUGCUGGGGAGAUUAUUUGAGCCUUACAUUGUGCACGUCCUCCCCUAUUUAUUACUGUGUUUUGGUGACUCAAGCCAGUAUGUUCGUAACGCUACCGACGACUGUGCCCGAGUCAUUAUGAGCAAACUCUCGGCGCAUGGUGUUAAAUUAGUACUACCAUCACUCUUGGCAGCCCUAGACGAAGGAUCUUGGAGAACAAAAACUGGUUCCGUUGAGUUACUGGGCGCGAUGGCCUACUGCGCUCCCAAGCAGCUAUCUUCGUGUCUUCCUAGCAUUGUACCGAAGUUGAUCGAGGUUCUGAGCGAUUCCCACAUGAAGGUGCAAGAGGCGGGCGCGGAGGCCCUGCGAGUCAUCGGGUCCGUCAUACGGAAUCCGGAAAUUCAGGCGAUCGUGCCCGUACUACUGCAAGCGUUGCAGGAUCCGUCGAAUAAGACUUCAGUUUGUCUACAGACGCUCUUAGAUACGCAGUUCGUUCAUUUCAUCGACGCCCCAUCUUUGGCGCUGAUAAUGCCCGUCGUUCAAAGGGCGUUCAUCGAUCGUUCGACUGAGACUCGUAAGAUGGCGGCGCAAAUUAUUGGGAAUAUGUACUCGCUAACGGAUCAAAAGGAUCUCUUCCCCUAUUUACCAACCAUUAUUCCUGGACUGAAAACUUCACUUUUGGAUCCAGUUCCAGAGGUGCGUAGCGUAAGUGCGAGAGCACUGGGCGCGAUGGUCAGAGGAAUGGGAGAGUCCAGCUUCGAGGAGCUACUGCCAUGGCUCAUGCAGACGUUGACGUCCGAAAGCAGCUCGGUCGAUAGAUCCGGCGCCGCCCAAGGCCUGUCGGAAGUUGUCGGCGGUCUCGGCGUGGAAAAAUUGCACAAACUUAUGCCCGAAAUUAUCGCGACGGCUGAACGGACCGACAUAGCUCCGCACGUCAAGGACGGCUACAUCAUGAUGUUCAUUUACAUGCCAGUCGUGUUCCAAGCCGACUUCACUCCGUACAUCGGCCAGAUCAUAAAUCCCAUACUGAAGGCGUUGGCGGACGAGAACGAGUACGUGCGAGAUACCGCUUUGAAAGCGGGACAGCGGAUCGUUAAUUUGUACGCUGACUCCGCGAUAUUGUUAUUGCUGCCGGAGCUUGAGCGGGGUUUAUUUGACGAUAACUGGCGGAUACGCUACAGUUCAGUUCAGCUGUUGGGCGAUCUAUUAUACCGAAUUUCUGGUGUUACCGGUAAAAUGAGUACUGAAACUGCUAGUGAGGACGAUAAUUUCGGUACCGAACAGUCCCAUCAAGCCAUCUUGUGUUCGUUGGGCGCCGAACGACGGAACAGAGUUUUGGCUGGUCUGUACAUGGGUCGAUCCGAUGUCGCGCUGAUGGUGAGACAAUCCGCAUUACACGUUUGGAAGGUCGUCGUAACGAAUACGCCGAAAACUUUACGUGAAAUUUUGCCUACCUUAUUCGGAUUGUUGCUCGGUUGUUUGGCGAGUGAGAGUUACGAUAAAAGACAGGUUGCCGCGCGUACUUUGGGAGAUCUCGUACGGAAGUUGGGCGAACGAGUGCUGCCUGAGAUCAUACCAAUUUUGGAGAGAGGUUUGCAGUCUGACCAAUCUGAUCAGCGGCAGGGUGUCUGUAUUGGUCUGUCCGAAAUAAUGGCUUCGACUUCGCGCGAAAUGGUCUUAACUUUCGUCAAUUCAUUGGUGCCUACAGUGCGAAAGGCGUUGUGUGAUCCGCUACCCGAGGUUCGCCAGGCAGCUGCCAAGACCUUUGACAGCUUACACACUACUGUAGGUGCCAGGGCGCUCGAUGAUAUUUUGCCCGCUAUGUUAAGCAAACUGAAUGACAGCGACCCGGAGGUGGUCGAGUGGACGUUGGACGGUCUACGACAAGUUAUGGCGAUCAAAUCACGCGUCGUUUUGCCUUACUUAGUGCCGCAGUUAACCACGCCUCCAGCUAACACUAAAGCACUUUCUAUUCUAGCUUCGGUAGCCGGCGAGGCCUUGAACAAAUACUUGCCUAGGAUAUUACCGGCCCUUCAAACGUCGUUGGCGAGCUCUAAGGGCACACCAAACGAAGCACAGCAAUUGGAAUAUUGUCAGGCUGUUGUGCUGUCCGUAACGGACGAGGCGGGCAUACGAACGAUAGUCGACUCGCUACUGGAGAAUACUCGUACCGAUAAUCUCGAUCAAAGGCGAGCGGCCGCCACUUUAUUAUGCGCGUUUUGCGCUCAUUCACGCGCUCAUUACAUAAACCACGUUCCCCAGCUGUACCGCGGUCUAAUACACCUCUGCAUCGAUAGUGACCGGGACGUACUGCAAAUGUCAUGGGAAGCUCUUAAUGCUGUUACAAAGACCUUAGACCCGAAACAGCAAGCACAAUACGUAUCCGACGUCCGCCAGGCCGUGCGUUUCGCCAUGUCGGAUAUGAAAGGCACCUCCGAUCUACUGCCAGGCUUUUGCUUACCCAAAGGCAUCGCCCCCGUCCUUCCCAUAUUCCGAGAGGCGAUCCUAAACGGCGACGGCGACGAGAAAGAAGCGGCGGCCCAAGGUCUGGGCGAAGUAAUAAAAAUUACCAGCGCCCAGGCGUUACAGCCGAGCGUCGUCACGAUUACCGGACCGCUCAUCAGAAUACUCGGCGAUCGAUUUAGCGCCAACGUUAAAUCGUCAGUACUGGAAACGCUCGCAAUUCUCCUGGCGAAGGUCGGUGUGAUGCUGAAACAAUUUCUACCGCAACUGCAGACGACCUUCGUCAAAGCACUGAACGAUCCGAAUCGCACCGUGAGAUUGAAAUCGGCCACCGCACUGAGCUACCUGAUUUUAAUACAUCAAAGGGCGGAUCCUCUCUUUACAGAACUGCACAAUACGAUAAAGAGCACCGACGACUCUUCAAUUAGGGAAACAACGCUACACGCGCUUCGCGGUAUCAUCACUCCGGCCGGCAAUAAAAUGUCAGAACCAAUCGAAAAACAAAUUUUCCCCACGCUAGUCGGCUUGUUGAGCCACCAGGAAGACGUUACCAGAAAUGCGGCGGCAGGAUGUCUGGGCGCUCUCUGUAAAUGGUUGCCUCCUUCACAAUUAGAUAACGUACUUAGCGAACACAUUCUCAAUGACGAAGCGCAUCUCGAUUGGUUACUUCGGCAAGGACGUGCAGCCACCUUAUCGGUGGCCUUGAAGGAAUCCGCCAAUCUAUUGUGGGAUGAGCAAUACAGAGUGCGCUUAAUACGCACCUUACUUAGUCAAUUAUCAGCCGAUCGUGUUCCUAUCACACAAACCGCAGUGCGGUCCUGCGGGUAUCUGUUACAGUAUCUCAUGCUCAACGACGAGCAGCUCCCAAUUAAUUUGCUUGUACCCUUCGUUAAGACGAUGAACAACAGCAGUAAUGACGUGAAGCAGUUACUAGCGAAAGUUUCAAUACAUUUAGCGCGUGCCGUUCCUUCAGAGAAAAUGGCGACGGACUUGUUGAAGUUAUUAUUACCCGCGUUAGUCAAUGGGACAAAGGAGAAGAACAGUUACGUGAAGGCAAAUUCGGAAAUCGCCCUCAUUGCCGUUUUGCAACUAAAGGAGGGCGAUAGCGUGCAUCAGAAGUGCUUGAAAAUUCUCGAUGUUGGCGCGCGGGAGUCACUGUCGGACGUUGUAAGUAAAGUUUUGAGAAAAAUUAUGAAUCAACCAGAAGGAAAAGAAGAGGAUUUAGAUGACACGUUAUUAACUUGAUCAUCUCAGUGUAAAAGUCCUACUUCGAUGUAUUGUCGUAUAUACUACUAUUUAAAUAAAGUUUUUUGUUCUUUUAUAAAUUACGUUACUUUUGUUUUUUUAAAUAAAAACAAUCGACAUUC
Messenger RNA from Photinus pyralis (common eastern firefly), 4283 nucleotides. It is a transcript of the gene l(3)80Fj, whose product is annotated as eIF-2-alpha kinase activator GCN1. Lineage: Eukaryota; Metazoa; Arthropoda; Insecta; Coleoptera; Lampyridae. The record is from RefSeq and is a predicted model, not a curated record. Gene Ontology annotation, cellular component: cytosol. Gene Ontology annotation, molecular function: protein binding; protein kinase regulator activity. Gene Ontology annotation, biological process: regulation of translation; cellular response to amino acid starvation.